AUGGUUUAUGUUUCUUUGCACAGUAUGUCAUCCUCUAGUGCCAAGAGUAAUGAAACUAGUAAGAAGUCAGUUGAAGGGGAUGGUAAAAGAGAAUCAACUUCCACCCAAUUUACUACAUGUAGUCUAAAACCACCUAAGAAAGUAAAAGGUUUGACUUCAGACGUUUGGAAAUCUUUUUCUAGGGUGGUUAAUGAAGAGGGGGUAGCAAAGGCUAAGUGUAAUGGUUGUGGCACUUUAUUAGCAUGUGGUGGAAAUUACGGCACUUCACAUUUAAGUCGUCAUAUUAAACAAUGUGUAGCUCUUCCAAAGUUUCACAAUGUAGGCUUGAUGAUGUUAGAUAAUCAAGGCAACAUAAGAUCUAGACAAAUCAAUAAUUCACGUAUAAGGGAGUUGUUGGGGAUGUUAAUUGUUGCACAUGAUUUGCCAUAUUCUUUUGUUGAAUUUCCUCUUCUUAAGGAGUUGCUUAAGGAAUGUAAUCCUGAUGUUAAGCUUAUGAGUAGAAAGACUGCUGUGUCAGAUGUUAGAAGAUUGUAUGAGGUACAAAAAGACAAGUUAAAAGUGAUGUUAUCAAAGUGUCCUAGUAGAAUAUGUUUGACCUCUGAUUGUUGGACUUCUGUAACAUCUGAGGGUUAUAUUUGCUUAACAGCACAUUUUGUGGAUGAAAAUUGGAAGCUUAAUAGUAGGAUACUUUCUUUUUGUAAAAUGGAGCCUCCACAUUCUGGACAUGAAUUAGCCAGUAAAGUUUUUGAGAGCUUAAGUGAUUGGGGGAUUGAAAAGAAAAUUUUUACAAUUACUUUGGAUAAUGCAUCUGCAAAUGAUUGUAUGGCUGAGAUCUUGAAAGAGAGGUUGAUUUUGCAAAAUAAUUUGAUUUGUGAUGGGGAAUUUUUUCAUGUGAGGUGUUGUGCACAUAUCUUGAACUUGAUAGUUCAAGAAGGUUUGAAGGUGACAAAUGUUGCGAUAAAUAAAAUUCGAGACAGCAUUAAAUAUGUUAAGAUGUCUGAGUCCAGGAUGAAAAUUUUCAAGCAAUGUGUUGAGCAAGUUGGUGGUAUUGACACCUCAAUGGGAUUGCGAUUAGAUGUGCCUACUAGAUGGAAUUCCACUUAUGACAUGCUUGAAAGUGGAAUUAGAUAUAAAAGAGCUUUUGUUUGCAUGUCUUGUCGUGACACUAAUUUUAAGCAUUCCUUAUCAAAUGAAGAGUGGAGGAGAGCAGAGGAAAUGUGCAUUUUUUUACAACCAUUUGCAAUGAUUACUACUUUGAUUUCUGGCACAUCUUAUCCAACUUCCAAUAUGUAUUUUGGACAAAUAGCAAAAGUUGAGAUUUUGUUGAAUGAUGCCAUUAGCAAUCGUGAUCCUGUGAUUUCUAGUAUGGCAAUUAGAAUGAAGGAUAAAUUUGACAAGUAUUGGAGUGAUUAUAGUGUGAUCCUUUCAAUUGGAAGUGUUUUUGAUCCACGAGCAAAGCUUGAAGCAAUCAAGUAUUCUUUCUCUUUGAUUGAUCCUGUGGAUUACUACAUGAAAGUUGAUAAUAUCAAACAAAAGUUGUCUUAUAUCUUUGAUCAAUACAAAGAGAUGGGUGGAUCUUCCAUUAAUGUUACAUCAAGUUCAACUCCAAUACAAAGUCAACCAAGCUCAAGCACAAGUGGAAGGAUGGUAGAGAAGAAGGAACCAACCAUGUCUUGGAUUCAACUUUAUGGUGAUUUUCUUAAUUUCAAGAGUAAGGAUGUUUCUUCUGUUGGGAAAUCUGAACUGGAUUAUUAUUUGGAAGAAGCUUCUCUUGAUGGUCACCAAUUUCCAGAGUUGGACGUGUUGCAUUGGUGGAUGACUAAUCAACAACGAUUUCCCAAUCUUUCAAAGAUGGCAUGCGAUAUUUUAAGUAUUCCGAUAACUACGGUAGCUAGUGAAUCGGCUUUUAGUAUUGGUUCUUGUGUUCUAACAAAGUAUCGUUCUAGCCUCCUUCCAGAUAAUGUGCAAGCAUUAAUUUGUACUCGAAAUUGGUUACAUGGUUUUGUUCCACCAUUAUGUGGUGAGGAAGAAGUGGUUGCAGAGUAUAUUGAUAUUGAAGCCCCUCCACCUUUAACAAGUGGACCUACUUCUCAGAGUUCUAAUUGGCAAGCGUCGGAUCAAAGGUUACUGACUUACGGCAACCCAAGAAUCUCUGAGAGGGGCAAAACCAACGUCUUCGAUUUUGAGACUUCCAUGUUAUUAUUGCGCUGA
Messenger RNA from Prosopis cineraria, 2211 nucleotides. RefSeq names its product zinc finger BED domain-containing protein RICESLEEPER 2-like. Bases 1 to 2211 code for a protein of 736 amino acids. Lineage: Eukaryota; Viridiplantae; Streptophyta; Magnoliopsida; Fabales; Fabaceae. The record is from RefSeq and is a predicted model, not a curated record. The transcript has 4 exons. Gene Ontology annotation, molecular function: DNA binding; protein dimerization activity.